Rhododendron vialii is the source of this 1735-nucleotide messenger RNA. Its product is annotated as vacuolar cation/proton exchanger 3-like. Gene Ontology annotation, biological process: intracellular calcium ion homeostasis; calcium ion transmembrane transport. Gene Ontology annotation, molecular function: calcium:proton antiporter activity. NCBI's taxonomy places the organism in Eukaryota, Viridiplantae, Streptophyta, Magnoliopsida, Ericales, Ericaceae. Gene Ontology annotation, cellular component: plant-type vacuole membrane. The record is from RefSeq and is a predicted model, not a curated record. The transcript is spliced from 11 exons. The coding region runs from base 77 to 1402 and encodes 441 amino acids.
AGAGAUCUAGAGAGAGAAACCAAAGGAAUAGAGAGACAGAGAGAGAAUUUUGUAUCUCUAUCUCUUUUUGUUUACAAUGGGCUCACUGGAACACUUGGAUUUGGAAAACGGGGAAUUGCUGAAAAAGGGUAAGGAGGAGAACUUGGCGGUGGGCCGGACGGCCCAGAACAUUUCGGCCUCGCUGGUCCGGAAGAAGUCGGAUCCGAUGCUGGUGUCCAAGGUCCGGUUCCAGAUGGUUCGGGUUUUUCUGGCUAAUAUUCAAGAAGUGAUACUUGGGACCAAGCUUUGUUUGCUCUUCCCUGCCAUUCCUUUGGCAAUCCUUGCUGAGUGCUAUGAGUUUGGAAGACCUUGGGUUUUUGCUCUGAGUUUAAUGGGGCUCACUCCGCUUGCUGAAAGGGUCAGCUUUUUAACAGAACAAAUUGCAUACUACACUGGUCCAACAGUUGGAGGGCUACUUAAUGCAACAUGUGGGAAUGCCACAGAGCUGAUAAUUGCAUUAUUUGCUCUUUACCAAGGGAAAAUCCAUGUGGUGAAAUACUCUCUUUUUGGCUCUAUCCUCUCAAACCUCCUCCUUGUUCUUGGCUCCUCUCUCUUCUGUGGAGGAUUGGCAAACCUCAAAAAGGAACAAAGAUUUGACAAAAAGCAGAGUGAUGUGAACAUGCUCCUUCUAUUGCUUGGGUUGCUUUGCCUGCUGCUGCCAUUGAUGUUCAGAUAUGCUGUUGAACCGGGCUCGCUAGCGGCCGGUUCAAUUCUUCACUUGUCCAGAGCAAGCAGCAUAAUGAUGCUUCUUGCAUACUUUGCCUAUCUCUUCUUCCAACUGAAAACCCACAGGCAAUUGUUUGAAACCAAUGAGGAGGCGGAUGACAGUGAUGAUGGGCUGAUUUCUGAAGAGAAGGCUGUGAUUGGAUUUUGGAGUGCAUUUGUUUGGUUGGCUGGCAUGACUGUUGUCAUUGCUUUGUUAUCUGAGUACAUUGUGGAUACUAUUGAGGCUACUUCAGAUUCAUGGGGAAUUUCAGUUAGCUUUAUAAGUGUAAUAUUGCUACCAAUAGUGGGGAAUGCCGCAGAACAUGCUGGAUCAAUCAUAUUUGCUUUCAAGAACAAGUUGGAUAUAACAUUGGGUGUUGCUCUGGGCUCUGCAGCUCAGAUUUCAAUGUUUGUGGUUCCCUUGUGUGUGAUUGUUGCAUGGAUACUGGGUGUCCAUAUGGAUCUUGACUUCAGCCUCCUAGAGACUGGUUCCCUGGGUUUUUCAAUUAUCCUCACAGCCUUCACUCUCCAGGAUGGAACCUCACAUUACAUGAAAGGGAUUGUUCUGUGUCUUUGUUAUGCAGUUAUUGGCGCGUGCUUUUUUGUCCACCAAAUUGUACUUGAUCAAAAUGUUGCCUCUGGAGCUUUUGCCGCUUAAUCGGCUACUUCUUCCUUAUUGAUUCCCGGUUAAAUAUUAUCCAGUGCGGUAUGGUCAUUCGUUCAUUCAAUUAGGCGUCUCGAUUCCGGAGACUAACACAAGGAAUUGUUGAUUUGUAUGUUGAGGACUUGUGGUGCAUGGAAUUCAAAAGCAGCGGAUAAGGAGAUGAACUCCCCUUGAUUUGUACUUGGGUUUUGGUUGGUGGUAUUGGCAAUAAAAUGUAAUGGCAUUGGAGAUAUGUACUCAUAGCCUGUGUUGAGGUACAUGCCAUUACUUCAUCUGUUUGUAAUAAUUUGAUCAGAAAUAAACAAAGCUGAUCAUUUUGGAUUUGAA